Messenger RNA from Suillus bovinus, 1146 nucleotides. RefSeq lists its product as uncharacterized. NCBI's taxonomy places the organism in Eukaryota, Fungi, Basidiomycota, Agaricomycetes, Boletales, Suillaceae. The transcript has 8 exons. The record is from RefSeq and is a predicted model, not a curated record. The coding region runs from base 1 to 1146 and encodes 381 amino acids.
AUGUCUACUCCAGUUGACACCUCUUUGACCGGCCUCAAGGAAAUCACUGCCAAGAUCAUGGCCAUCAUCACCGGCGCUCGGCAGCUUCCUCCGGGCCACAGCCACUUUUCUCUGACAACCCAGGUCAGUACACUCGUGGCUGAUGUGGUCCGGCGCUAUGGGAGUGGUCCCUACCUUCCGGGUCUCGUGUGUUCAGUGCUCAAUGGAGUUAAUUCGUGUAUGGGGCAUGACUCCUCAGGUCUUGCCCUACUGGCACAGCAUCAGGGUAUGAUGAUACCCGUGAUCACACCUUCGAUCUCCCAGGUCGUGGCCAGUCCUUCAAUAGGUCCAAUUCCUGUGGAUCUUCCACCCUGGCCUGUCAUCGCCGGGCCUUCUACCAACCCUGCCUCCGAGUCCCGGGAGAAGGGAAAAGCACUUCCCUCCCAACCCCCGAAGUCCACUAUGAAGACUCGGAAGCAGGCAAAGACCACCGGCCUUGCCAAAUUCAAGGUGUUUGUUGAGUUGGAAGAUGAGGAGGACUCAGUCACUCAGAGGUCGUCCUCCCCCAGCUCUCCCCAGAUGUUGCAAGGACGUCUGGAUCACCUCGGUUACCCCUGUAGCCUGAAGAAGAAACCCUUCGGGCCUGCUACGGCAAAUGUCCAGAGGUCAUCACACCCCCUCGGGCAACUUCCCGAACCUCCAGUAGAGGCGCCCCCAGUCAUCGAUGCAGGUGAUAUACUUAUUCCUGGACCCAACAACCCUUGCCAGGCUUGCCACAAGAUGGAAUGGCCCUGCGCAACUCAGCUUGACAAGAGGACUGGCUGCCCCGUGCAUGUCCUGCGUCUACUGUACCACCAAGAAGAUCAAGUGUAUCUCUGUGAGAGGACCAGAUCCAAGACCCCUUCCAAAGCUCCCUCCACAGCUCUGGCUGCCUCGCAAUCCACCAGCCAGACACGGAGUGAAUCUUGGGUCUCUUCUGUCACUCCUGGUCCAUCUUGUGCCCAAACACCAAAGGCGCAAACACACGGUCGCAGCAAGACUGUCACUGCUGCCUCACAGAUGCCCGGCAAAAUUGUGAAACCGGAUGAUCUGGACAAUCUUUUCUCAGAGUAUGAUUUAGUUGAGUGCGGUGAACCUUCUGGUGAGGAUGUUGACAUGACUACAUAA